Messenger RNA from Postia placenta MAD-698-R-SB12, 791 nucleotides. RefSeq lists its product as hypothetical. The transcript has 3 exons. The record is from RefSeq and is a predicted model, not a curated record. The annotation marks the transcript as partial. NCBI's taxonomy places the organism in Eukaryota, Fungi, Basidiomycota, Agaricomycetes, Polyporales, Adustoporiaceae.
CCACCUUGAAUAUCGCCCCCAGACCUGCCGCUUACUGAACUAAACGUGGCAUGGACACCCGGCGGAUCUUCACACCAGAAUUAAUUGCCACCAUAUGCUCACAUCUUUGUGCUAGUGCGGGACGGAGUGACUUGCUGGCAUUCUCGAGGACAUGUCGGACAUUCUACGAGCCAGCAAUGGACAUCGUUUGGCGUUCCCUGCCCAACCUUGCUCCUCUGAUACUCACUAUGCCACCCGAUGCAUGGACAGCGGAACUCAGAACUAACCUUACAAGUUUAGACAAUGAAGUGAUUGUGCUGUCAUUCGUGCGGCCCCUAGUCCCUGCCGAUUUCGUCCGCAUGCUUCUCUACUGUCCUCGGGUCAAGUCGUUUGGCGGAUUUGAGAAUCGGCUCAAAGACACAAUCAAGAAAUUUAAUUUAGCUUUUUCUGCGGUGAAUGCCCUGGAAGCCUUUCGCCCCGCGUCGUCAUUACUUCCAAAUGUGGAAUAUUUGGAAUGGGACUACUUCCAAUACGCAUUCGGAGAAUGCGGACUUCCUGCGAUACAUUUCCUCUUUGGAUCCCGAUUGCGGACGGUGCACCUUUGGCCUAUGGGCGGACCUUGCAACGCAAAUAACGUCUAUCAAACGCUUCAAAAGCUGACAGCGAAAUCCCCAGCGCUCCAGCACUUCUCCUUGUCGUCCUACUCGAAAACUGCAGAACUAUGCGAGCUAAUGCCCGCCUUGUUGUCCGGAUUGCCUCAACUCGUGGACUUCAAAGCUGAUAUACAGCUCAAUGCUGCCGCUCUGCUAAAG